Messenger RNA from Stegodyphus dumicola, 2155 nucleotides. Its product is annotated as phenoloxidase-activating factor 2-like. The record is from RefSeq and is a predicted model, not a curated record. Gene Ontology annotation, biological process: proteolysis. Gene Ontology annotation, molecular function: serine-type endopeptidase activity. NCBI's taxonomy places the organism in Eukaryota, Metazoa, Arthropoda, Arachnida, Araneae, Eresidae.
CCACACCCAUUUUCUUCAUGUCGGUCAUAACAGUGUUAUAUAGUUAUGACGAUGUACGGUUCGUGAAUCUGUGUGACCUCAUUCUCAAAAUUCGGUAAAAGCUUUCGCUUCUCUGUUGUCAACGUCUGUCGUCGAGACGAGAAAGUCCUCUUGUUGAUUGUCGAACCUCUUAAAAAGUGUCACCAGAUACUGAAGAUUUUCAUGGACGUCUGCGUAAAAACAUGGAUUACUUUCAUCUUCUUUUGCGCUGUGGUGAUAAAAAACGCCCAGCUGUUGUAUAACGGCCAGUAUGGUAGAUAUCCCAAUCCUAGUUUACAGACUCCAACAAAAGGGCACAAUUCCGGCUUAGAAAAAGCAAAAGCUUCUUCUGAGUCAAAGCCCCUUUCUGGUCCGACGGAUACCUUCUACACUAUUUUCUAUUCCCUGCCUCAACCUAGAAGCAGAGGUGGUAAGAAUUUGAAUUUCACUCUUCCUGGAUCGUCAGAAGAAGGUUAUGGUAUACAAGCAAGGAUCGUUAAUAAUCCAAACCUGUAUCUACGCUUACCUUCCUUCCCUAUUAGAUCUACCAACACUAGAGACAAUCGGCGGAUCUCAAGGAAGACGUAUGGUAAAACUGAUAAUUCCGAUUUCAGCUCUCGCGAUCAACAAUUGUUAGAAAGACUGGAUAGAAAUCAUCCCCCAGAUCCAUUUAACAAAAUCGGCCUGAAACAAAUAAGAAUUGCUACAAGUUCUGCUAAGCCCACAUCGAAUAAAAACAACAUCGAUCUGAAUCCACCAUCUGUGUCAUUAGCUAAAACAUUCAACAGGACGAUAAGUAGUGCUACGUUAGCUUAUGCUCGCAGACAAUAUGAUGGCAAACCAUACUCAUCUUGUGUUUGUGUUCCUUAUUUUUUGUGCAAAAAUGGCUUCGUAAAUUCAGGCGGUAGGUACAUAACAGCUGACAAACGGAGCACCAAGUCUUCACCUCUUCGGAAUAAAUCUCUCAUUCUAUUCAACGGCGAGCCAAAAAUCAUGCACCAGUACACAGUAAGGAAUAAUUCGUCUCCGAAUGUAUGUGAAGAAGAUACGGUUUGCUGUCAGUUGACUUUUCCCGAGGAAAAUGAUGACGCCGAUUUAUAUCCGGUAGCUACACCUAUUCCUGAUAGUGCUAGUUUCCCGGACAAAAGGAAAGAUCACAACGUCUGUGGCAUUCGCAAAGCAUACGGCGUUCAAAGCAGAUUAAGCCAAUUACAAUACCCUCCCGAUGUUUCCGAAUUUGGAGAAUAUCCAUGGCAGAUUGCAGUUCUGAAAAAAGUGGAAGGUGAGAAAAAUCUAUACCUCUGUGGAGGUGCCUUAGUUUCUCCUCAAUGGGUAGCUACGGUUGCUCACUGUGUCCAAAAGGAAGAAAUAGCACGGCUCUUGGUCCGGCUUGGGGAAUGGGACGUCAAGAGGAAAGAUGAAAUAUAUCCAUUCGUUGAAGAAGAUGUUACAGCUAUCCUUAUUCAUCCAGAGUUUGAUGAGGAGACUCUAGAAAAUGAUCUAGCAUUGCUUCGAAUUCGGACUCCAGUAGAUCCUAAAAUUCCUCAUAUAAGCCCAGUCUGCUUACCUUCAUAUGGACAAGCGUUCGAAGGACAAAGAUGCUGGGUCAGUGGAUGGGGAAAGGAUUUCUUUGGUCCUCAAGGAGAAUACCAAAAUGUCUUGAAAGAGGUAGAUGUUCCUGUUUUGAAUUAUGACAUUUGCAACAAUGAACUACGUAACACGAAAUUAGGACCUGCUUAUAUUUUGCACCCUAGCUUCCUUUGUGCCGGCGGAGAAGAAGGCAAAGAUGCGUGCACGGGUGAUGGCGGUAGUCCUUUGGUUUGCAAAAGUGGAAGAAAAUGGUACGUAGCAGGUCUGGUUUCCUGGGGUAUUGGUUGUGGACUGCCAGGUGUACCUGGAAUUUACAUCAACAUACAAUAUUACCUUAACUGGAUAAACAGUGUAAUAUGGUUGUGAUCACGUCUCUCUCUCUCUCUCUUUCUAUAUAUAUAUAUAUAUAUACAUAUGUGUGUAUGUAAGAUACGCGAGAAAGUUCUUAUAAUGUAUGCAAAAUCAUCAAGAUGUUGCACAAUUGUGAAAAAUUGUACUUAAUGGUGAUUACUUGUUCGUAAUAAUUUUGUACAAAAUAAAGCUGCUG